AUGAAUCUUAAUUUAAAUGAUGCACAAUUGAAAAAAAAUAAAUCUGCACAUAAUAAAAAAAUAGGUGUAACAAUUCAACUAUCAAACAACCUAAUUGGAACAGGAAAUCAAAGGUUUAAUUUAACCGAAAAACAAAUAAUAAAAUUAAACAAAUCUAAGAAAGGAAAAAAAGGAUCAAGAUUAGAAUUGAAAUAUGAAAAAAUUAAACAAGGUGGAUUUCUUCCACUUCUUUUUGCUGGAAUAGGAGCUGCAAGUGCAUUAUUUGGGGGAAUAAGUUCGAUUGCAAAUACUAUUAUAGAAAGAAAACAUAAGAUAGCAGCGGAAAAAGAGCAAGAAAGACAUAAUAAAGAAAUGGACAAAAUUGUCAAUAAUGUUAAAACUUUACAAGUUGGAUGUGGAAUUAAAAAGGAAAUCAGUCCAUUAACUAAUUUUGAUAUUAUGAAAUCUGGUAAAAUUUUCGAGGAUGUUUUAUGA
Messenger RNA from Cinara cedri, 474 nucleotides. The record is from the annotation of a GenBank genome assembly. Lineage: Eukaryota; Metazoa; Arthropoda; Insecta; Hemiptera; Aphididae.